This is a messenger RNA of Lethenteron reissneri (Far Eastern brook lamprey), 1109 nucleotides long. RefSeq lists its product as uncharacterized. Gene Ontology annotation, biological process: apoptotic process; protein tetramerization; regulation of transcription by RNA polymerase II. Gene Ontology annotation, cellular component: nucleus. NCBI's taxonomy places the organism in Eukaryota, Metazoa, Chordata, Hyperoartia, Petromyzontiformes, Petromyzontidae. The record is from RefSeq and is a predicted model, not a curated record. Gene Ontology annotation, molecular function: RNA polymerase II cis-regulatory region sequence-specific DNA binding; DNA-binding transcription factor activity, RNA polymerase II-specific.
CGACCUGUUGUGAGCAUUGCGAGCCCCGCUGCCGUGAAGUUGCGGGGAAAGUAUCUGAAGUGGCCAGGUACUGGGCCGAUUCUGCUGCGAGACCCGAGUGUGUGCUUCGCCGGGGAGAGAUGUAAAAAUUCGCGAAAGCUUCAAAUCUCGAAGAUAUCAAAAUGGACGAGCAGUGCAUGCAUCAUGACGAUGAGGAGCUGCAACAGCAGCAGCAGUCUCCAAACAAUCGGAAGGCUCCUUCACUCACCACGCAGAAUGCAGCUCAGUCUGUGCAGCAGUAUCCUCCUGCCUUGGCAGAGGCAGCAACCCAGACUUGUCAGUCUCCACAGGCUCAGCCAGUUGAGCACACCCCACAAGUGCCUAAGGUGUCUUCUGGCAGCAGUCAGCGACCGAGUGGAGAGGCGGCUUCUGAUCCAAGCUCCCAAGGCUGCGUGAAAGUGGUGUACGACAUGCUGAUGACUGCAAGCAACUGCGGCAGCAAUUGGCCAUCCGACCAAGAAGACAUAUUUCGCCUCCUGGUGCACGGGAGAGAACAUUUUGAAAUAUUAAAGAAAAUCAAGGAAAACCUGGAGCUGAUCCGAACGCUGCCCACGGAUGCCAAUGUGUUGCGCAACCUGCAGCAACAACAAUACGUGACGGAAUUGCGUGGCAGGCCGUCCAACCUCAGCCGACACGGCAGCGAGUGUUCACAGGAAGUCUUGGCCGGCAGCCAGGGACCCUCCAGUGCCGGCGAAGGUUCCUCAUCAGGCGUUGCACAGGAUGUUGUGACGGGUGAAGCGAGUGGAUCCAAUGGUCCCCCACGGCCACCGGACGGAGACAACCCACGGGCCCGGCUUGGAACCCUGCCGGACAGCGGUAAGCCUGGCAACGCUCUUUACAACUUCCUGAAACAAAUAGACUGCUUGGAGUUUUUGGAGAAUUUCACUUCACGUGGAUUGUCGAGUGUCCAACAGCUGAUGAACGUCACUCUGCAGGGACUCGCCAGCCCCACGUCGCCCACGCCCCUCGUGACCCGCCGCAGCCUCUCCCCCUCUGCUUGGAGGUGUCUGGCGUUCUCCCUCGGCGUGUGCGUCUGCCGCUCUCGCGAGUCCCACGAGUCCCACGAGUGA